AUGGGAAAUGGCUCCAUGAAACCCAAGCCAUUGAGGCAGCCACAUGGACAACUACUGAACUUCUCUGUCAGCACCUGCACCAGUCUUCACAAUAGAGAAUCGCCUGAUGGAAAAGUUUGGGAACUUGAGAGAGAACUCAAGCUGAAAGAAGAAGAACUGUUAAAGAAAGAACACGUAUUUCAGGAGUUGCAGGAGCAGUUUACCAAGCAAACCCAAAUGAUUGCUGAAAUCACAGAAGAACUUCAAAGCAAGUGUGUUCAGCUUAACAAACUGCAGGAUGUUGUUAAUACUCAUGGAAAACAGUCUUUAACACCGGCUUUAAAAAUGUUGCACUCUUCCCCAACUAAACAUCUCCAGACAUCACCUUCAAGAGCUUUACAGACUUCACCAUUUAAGACUUUAUCUGGGUUUUUCAACAACAGCAAAAGAAAGGGAGCCAAGGAGGGGAUAUCAGCGGAGCCAACUACCAGAAUAUAUGAUCAAAGUAGUCCAUUGGAGUUUUCAUUUGAGAAAGCUUGUGUUAGGAAAGAUUUAAGUGAGAAAAAACUCAUAAUGGAGGCACUGUACAAGAAUCAGUUUCUAAAGCGACUUGAUCCUCAUCAAAUCCGGGACAUGAUAGAAUGCAUGUAUGAAAAAAGAUAUGCCCAAGGAGAAUAUAUCAUAAAGCAAGGAAAACCGGGUACUCAUAUCUUUGUAUUAGCUGAGGGUAAAACAGAAGUCUUCCAACAAAAUAAACUACUAACCUCCAUCCCUGUAUGGACAACCUUUGGAGAACUGGCUAUACUCUACAACUGCACAAGAACAGCUUCAGUCAAAGCUAUAAGCAAUGUUAGGACAUGGGCUCUUGACAGAGAAGCAUUCCAAAAUAUUAUGAGAAGAACAGCACAAACCAGGCAUGAGGAGUACCGGAACUUUCUCAAAAGUGUAUUUUUACUUAAGAAGCUUCCAGAAGACAAGCUGAUGAAGAUAGCAGACUGCUUAGAACUGGAAUAUUAUGAAAAGGGACAUUACAUUAUCCGUGAAGGAGAGGAGGGAUGCACGUUCUUUAUCAUUGCUAAAGGAAAGGUUAAAGUUACACAAACAACUGAAGGUUGUGAUGAACCACAGUUAAUUAAAACAUUGGAAAAAGGAGAUUACUUUGGAGAAAAGGCCCUAAUUAGUGAUGAUGUCAGAUCGGCUAACAUUGUUGCAGAUGAUGAUGAUGGAGUUGAAUGUUUAGUCAUGGAUCGAGAGACAUUUAAUCAGACAGUUGGAACAUAUGCUGAACUACAAAAGUACCUUGAGGGCUAUGUGGCCAACCUGGCCCUCGAUGAUGAAAAAAGACAUGCCAAGAAGUCCACAGAUGGGCAACUUGACAGGGCAUUGUCUCUGGAAAUGAUACACAUGAAGGAAAGAGUUUUAAGAUUUUCUUCUUCAUCACCAUUCAAUGACCUAGAGAUUAUCACCACCUUGGGUGUUGGUGGGUUCGGACGAGUGGAACUUGUAAAAGUAAAAAAUGAGAACUUAGCAUUUGCCAUUAAAUGCAUCAAGAAGAGGCAUAUUGUGGAUAACAGACAACAAGAACACAUCCACUCUGAAAAGAAAAUCCUAGAAGAAGCUAAUUCUCAGUUUAUAGUGAAGUUAUACCGAACCUUUAAAGAUUCAAAAUACAUAUAUCUGCUGCUGGAAGCUUGUCUCGGUGGAGAGCUUUGGAGUCUCUUAAGAGAUAGAGGCAGCUUUGAUGAGAUGACUGCUAAGUUUUGCAUUGGAUGUGUGACUGAGGCUUUUGAGUAUCUGCAUCGCAUAGGUGUCAUGUACCGAGAUCUAAAGCCAGAAAAUUUACUGCUAGACUCAGAAGGCUAUGUAAAACUGGUUGAUUUUGGAUUCGCUAAGAAGCUCUUUCCUGGCCAAAAAACAUGGACGUUCUGUGGGACACCAGAAUAUGUUGCUCCAGAAAUUAUUUUAAAUAGAGGCCACAGCUUCAGUGUGGAUUUCUGGUCACUUGGCAUAUUAUUGUAUGAACUACUUACAGGAAGCCCUCCUUUUACUGGGCCAGACCAGAUGAUGAUCUACAAUUUAAUUCUCCAAGGCAUCGAAAAAGUCGAUUUUCAUAGAAAAAUAUUGAGACGUUCUGAAGACUUGAUACGACGACUGUGCAGACAGAACCCUGCAGAAAGACUUGGAAAUCUGAAGAAUGGAAUAUCUGACAUUAAGAAACACAGGUGGUUUAAUGGUUUUAACUGGGAUGGACUGAGUUCAAGAAGUCUUACUUCACCCUUAAAACAAGAGCUGGAUGGCCCUUUGGAUCAUAGUUAUUUUGACAGCUAUCCACCAGAUGAUGAAAUACCCCCUGAUGAGAUGUCUGGGUGGGAUCAAGAUUUCUGA
Messenger RNA from Nanorana parkeri, 2364 nucleotides. RefSeq names its product protein kinase, cGMP-dependent, type II (gene PRKG2). Gene Ontology annotation, biological process: protein phosphorylation. The record is from RefSeq and is a predicted model, not a curated record. The transcript has 18 exons. Gene Ontology annotation, molecular function: cGMP-dependent protein kinase activity; ATP binding. NCBI's taxonomy places the organism in Eukaryota, Metazoa, Chordata, Amphibia, Anura, Dicroglossidae. The coding region runs from base 1 to 2364 and encodes 787 amino acids.